AUGAGCCCUUCUGAGAUUGACAACCCUGCCGAACGUCCCAUGUUGUUGAGCGACUUCAUCGACUACUGCGACCACAUGAUGACCAUUGUGAACUCACACGAGAAAAAGCCGCAGACCAUCGAGACGAACGAUGAGUACCUGCUAGCACUGAAGCGCUCAAUCGAGCGCAGCGAUCGUGUGUAUGGGAUCAUGCAGAUAUUUGGGUUUCAGUUGGGAAAGUCGAGACCGGGCUGUGACCCGCACGUCGAAUUCUCACUUGCAGAACUGGAGGAUGAGCUCGGUCGAGAGCUGCUCAUCCGGGAACCUAUUAUGAGCCAGAUGCAUAUCUUUGAGAUUCCUUCCCAGCCUGGGAAGAGAUGGAGAAUCUCUCAAGACUCUCAACCUACAAGGCGUCUAAAUUAUGGCGACGGCAAGUCAGUCUUUGAUGCCAUGUCGGUAAAGGCAAAGCUCUCGACCGUCACUCUCGAAGGCGUUAACUGGGGCCACUUCAGCGGCAAGAUCUGCAAAUUUAGCAAGCUGGUCGAAAUUUGGAAUACCAAAGCGGGAUGGAGAGGCGGAAACAUUGACCUGGAUGGCCCAGAACAAUGGACCGCUGUCCAUGGCCCUGAACUUGCGCGCAAAGAAGCGAUUGCUUUCAGUCAACAGCACCCAGACGCAGUUCUCUUACUUCUGGGCCUCGCAGAGAUUAAAGCACCUCCCAACGACUGGAGCAUGCCAUCCUGA
Colletotrichum lupini is the source of this 723-nucleotide messenger RNA. RefSeq lists its product as uncharacterized. The transcript is spliced from 3 exons. Lineage: Eukaryota; Fungi; Ascomycota; Sordariomycetes; Glomerellales; Glomerellaceae. The coding region runs from base 1 to 723 and encodes 240 amino acids. The record is from RefSeq and is a predicted model, not a curated record.